AUGGGCAGGAGGCAGAGGGAAAGCAGGGCAAGGGAAGGGGAGGGAAGGAAAAAGGGUGGGGGUGGAGGAAAGACUGGUGGCAAAGGGGAUGCCACGGCGGGUGUCAAUUCCGCGAACGGGGAGGAGGCGGAGGGAAAGCAGAGCAACGGGUUUGACGGCAGCACCGCCCCCAAGGUGGGCAAGGAUAGGAAUGGAGACAAGGCGUUACAGAAGCCGCGACGGAGGGCACAGAAAUGUCGAAGAAAGCGCGGCUUCAAGAAGAGAAGGCAAGACAGUCGCAGGUUUCAUGCGGAUUCUUUGAUGAGCCAUGAUUUAUCAUGUCAAACAGACGUGGCGCAGGCGGAGUGCCUGGACAUCGUACUCGGCACUCGCCUUCACAAUGGUCGCUGGAAUGUGAAGCAACCAGGGUACGGAAUUGUGAUGAAGGUUAACAUGGGUGUAGACCAAAAAGAAGUUGGGUCAUACGACGUGCUAAUGGACCACGCCGAGAGCAUCGUUACGAUGGUGGCGCGGUACGUGGAGGUAGACGUCAAGUAUGCCCGAACGCAUGUUGCACCAGGGAAAGGAUCCCCUGCAGGAGAGAGGGGGAGAUCCAACAAUGAAUUGGUCUCACCUGAGAACAUUUCGAAGGAGGAGGAAAAUAUCCAGAUUCCCGCGGCAACAAACAAUGGCGGUACGUGUGCAGGAGAGGGUGUCGACAUGGGUGGCCUUCAGGAUGGUGGAGAUAGGAGCAGAAACAAUGGACAUGACGACAAGCUAUGCGGGACAAGCGGGAUGGUAUCCGUGAAGAAAGAAGGGGGUCAGAGUCGCAAAAACGGAGAUAACGGCCAAAAGAAGGGAAAGAGUGAUGAUGACGAAAGCGACAGCAGUACAGAUGUGGAGAUGGGAUCGGACAAGAAGGGCAAGGUUCUAAAGCCUGAGGCGGAGGACGAUCCAGGGGGAAGAGAGAUCAUGAGGGAAGCGACGGCGGUUCAGAUGGGGGCAAUGACCCGGGGAGCGAGUACAGCGAAGGAAGCGGGGAUGGUUCGGGCAGUGACAACAGUGACGCUUCGCGGGAGAGGAGAGAAAGGCGGCAAAAAUAACGGAAGCGCAACAGACGGCGAAGAAAGGACGCUAGGAAGGGAAACGGCGCGAAUCGAGUGGGCCGGGGGGAAGCGGGAGGAAUUGCCGAAGUGGGACGUUCCUUUGAUGUGCUCGGUUCUCCUCAAGCGACGUGGGAUGCUGUGUUCGACACACUACCCGAAGACCUCGGGGCUGAGGGGCACCAAACUUUCCGUGUUAACCGAAAAAAAAGGAGCGAACCUGGCAUGUACUGCGAUCACACGCUGGAUGCCCAGGGACGAUUGGUGGAUGUGUUUUGGUCUACCGUCCAACAGCAAGAACAGAUUGCAAGAUUUGGGGGCUGCAUACAGCUCGAUACAACGGUGUUCACGAACAGGUGCACACAAUAUCUUCGACAGGAUACAAGUCUCCACAGCACAUGUGAGACCGCUCGUUACGCUACGCUGCUCAUGGUUGGCGUUUAAAACCCCCUCUCGUCGUUUGUGGUCGCGAGAUUUGGUGCUGCUAGAAAGAGUAUCAAUGCGUCAUGUAACUCGGGCUGACUGUGUGUCUGUAGAUACGGGUGCCCUCUUCUGUUCGUCUUGGGCGUCGACGACGAGAAUCGCAGCUGCAUUUUGGGGCAGGGCCUGCUGCGGUCUGAGUGUGAUCUUGACCGACGCUGAUCUUGCAAUGACGGCUGCAAUAGCCUUUUGCUGGCCAGGGACGAUGCAUUUGCACUGCUUGUGGCACGUCUUCAAGAACGUCCUCAAGAACUGCUCGUCAUCAUUUGCAUACAAUGACGACAAGACCGACAUGAUGCAAUGCUUCAGGAACGAAGCUUAUGCAGCUACCCCGGAGGUACGAUGGCAUUCACUCGUACGUUGCCGCCACACGACGGCCCCGAGAGAAUUGAUUGGUCUACCCCACCCGUUCGCCCGCCACAACGAGCGGUGUUUGGGACCCAAGUGGCCCGGUUGGAGCAACUUGUGGCCGNUUUGCUGGCCAGGGACGAUGCAUUUGCACUGCUUGUGGCACGUCUUCAAGAACGUCCUCAAGAACUGCUCGUCAUCAUUUGCAUACAAUGACGACAAGACCGACAUGAUGCAAUGCUUCAGGAACGAAGCUUAUGCAGCUACCCCGGAGGUGUUUGGGACCCAAGUGGCCCGGUUGGAGCAACUUGUGGCCGGCAAGAAGUGCGAAGGAUACAUAGCGGACUUGAUCAAGAACAAGACCAAGUGGGCGUUCUGCUGCCGACCCACUGUCCUCACGCUAGGCAUGGUUGCUACUCAGCGCACCGAAGGUUUGUUCGGGGUGGCAAAAAGCUCGGGCGUCGAGAAGAAGCUUUCUUUGUGCGCUCUUUGGGAUCGCCUGCAACGUCUCAGCAAGAUGAUUGCCAUAGAGACUGCGAGGUUAGCGACACCCCCCCUUGGCGCUGGCGUGGCCUUCGGGGAUAUCCACGUGGAGAAUUUCUUCAGACCCGUGAAGCAGGAGCUCCUAGCCUGUGGUGCUAGCCAGUACUGCCAGCAAGUAGACGAAGCGCAGUCGUAUGACGCCGAGUUGGUGAGUUCAGGUCGUGUGGAGGAGAACGGGGACCCGCUGCCUUUCCACGAGAACGAUCUCGCCAAGAUUCGCUCAUUGCGCCUCAAGCUCAACGUUCUUCAGGUCGCACCACCUGAUACCGAUCUCGAGGGAGACCAGUUAGCCGGCGAAGCUGCGGUGGACAACACUAUGUGGGCGCGUACGUCGCUGUCAGCCUUCUUGGAUUUGAUCGAGGAUAUACCUAUCGAACUGGUCGUGGCCGUUCGAUACAAGUGGACGGCGAACAGACCCAGCCACCUCGUGGUGUUCGGACCUCACAACUUCCACUUAUGUUCCUGUUUACAGCUAUUGCGGCGCAGACUGCCUUGUAGGCACUACUUUGCGGUGCUUGUCAACCUCAUCGGGAGAACUGGCGAAAGUGACGAGAUGGCCUUCACCCAUACCUUUAACGGCGCAUGUGUCCAUAACCGUUGGCGUCGAAGAGAAGAUGGCAACGAUUCGUCGUGGACCAUCUCAUCGGUGCUGUCGUCGUCAGGCCACUGCGUAGGGUGGGACGGCCAUGACGAAGGCAGAGACGAGAACUACUGGGGACCGACAUGCGAUGAAGUGGUGGAUGGCAUACAUCCUACUGAACCGGGGCGGGCCGCGCAGGAUAGAAGCGACAAGCGUCGAGUCUACGCACACCUGAUAGUGAAGAGCAAGGAGCUUGUAGGAGAUAUAGUGAGGUCCGUGCCCCUGCAUCAAGCGCUGUCCGUCCAGGACAAGGUUGGGGAGUAUCUCCGGUAUCUUCUCAACUCGUCCGCGGGAGGCACAGUCGUCCAAAAUCCUGGAGAGGCGCCCAAGAAGGGGAGGCCGAAAAAGGACGGUCGAAGGCAGCCUCUUCAGCAUCGAUCGGGGGCCAAAGAGGAACCCGGAAACCCGGAGGGGCAGCAAGGAAAGUCCCGUCAGACCAAGAGGAUAAGGGAUUUCAACAACGGGNACAAGCGUCGAGUCUACGCACACCUGAUAGUGAAGAGCAAGGAGCUUGUAGGAGAUAUAGUGAGGUCCGUGCCCCUGCAUCAAGCGCUGUCCGUCCAGGACAAGGUUGGGGAGUAUCUCCGGUAUCUUCUCAACUCGUCCGCGGGAGGCACAGUCGUCCAAAAUCCUGGAGAGGCGCCCAAGAAGGGGAGGCCGAAAAAGGACGGUCGAAGGCAGCCUCUUCAGCAUCGAUCGGGGGCCAAAGAGGAACCCGGAAACCCGGAGGGGCAGCAAGGAAAGUCCCGUCAGACCAAGAGGAUAAGGGAUUUCAACAACGGGCGCCGGUCGACGAAGAGGAGAAAACACGCGGAGGAGAACGACAGUGGAAUUUGUUCCACACGAUUUCCACUGUAUUCCCCGUGUGUCCUGUUCAGAGAGUUGGGGGGCAUAUUCGAAUGUCCGUGUUCCAGGGGGUAA
Ectocarpus sp. CCAP 1310/34 is the source of this 4014-nucleotide messenger RNA. NCBI's taxonomy places the organism in Eukaryota, Phaeophyceae, Ectocarpales, Ectocarpaceae. The record is from the annotation of a GenBank genome assembly.